GUUGGAAUCACACAAGACCAACUCUGCAGUUAUCCUGACACUUGGGAUAGGGAUCUACACUUAUUUUGAAAAUCUUGUGGAAUACAAUGCUUGGAGAAGCCAUCCUAUUUGAACUCCUAUACAAGGAAGAAAAAUAUACAAGUUUUUGUAAACCACAAGCAUGUAAGAAGACCUCAAAUAAUGAAAAGGAAACUUGGAAAAAUAAUCUUUUAGAUGUGGAAGACAAUUUAAAUGCUCCUCAUAAGACAGAAAAUAAAAAGAACAUUAUGAGAGAAAGUAUAACAGGACAAAGUAAUACUGCAAGUCAAGUAAAAUCUGUGGAUGACUUAUCUGUGGUGAAAUGCAAAAUUGCACAUGUUCCGAGAAAUGUGUCUCUUGCAUUAUCUGUUCCAAAGAGAGACCAAUCUGAUAAGAAACAAUUGGAUUUAUAUCGAUCCUGUUCUUAUACAAGUAUUUGCUGGAAUUAUUCUGAUCUACAGAUUGGAGGUGACAAUGUGAGGAACAUAUAUGAGUCAGGUUGCUUUGUGGAAAACAAACAUGAUGAUGUUUUUAAUGGGCCCCUUAUAUUUUCAGGGGAUAUUCCCUUGGGUCAUUCGCCUAUCAUAAUGGAGCCUUUAGAGCAAACCUCCACUUCGAAGUUAUUGAAUGGGGAUGAAUUUCGAGAAAGAAGUAUGCUGUUUUUUAAGCAACCGCUCUCUAAUUCUAUGCUUAAUAAUUAUAUGGAAAAAAAGGUCAAUGAAUUCUACAAACAAGUUUUGGAAGAAGAUCUUACAAGAUGCUGUUCCAUAACUAAUCUCAUGGUUUCCAAUUUGCUAAUGAAUAAUGCAAAUCAUGCUAGCCUUCACAUUGCUCAAGAACAGAACACAGAGGCAUCUAAAGCUUGGCAAACUCUCCCACACUGUUUAGCAAUACAGAAAUUUCCUAACAUUUCCCAUGGAAACAGCUCUGAAUUCAGCACUCCUUACUUGCAAAUAUCAAGCGAGGCAAGUGGGAAACCUAUAUCAUGUCUAAAAUAG
Messenger RNA from Octodon degus (degu), 1016 nucleotides. RefSeq lists its product as uncharacterized. Lineage: Eukaryota; Metazoa; Chordata; Mammalia; Rodentia; Octodontidae. The coding region runs from base 87 to 1016 and encodes 309 amino acids. The record is from RefSeq and is a predicted model, not a curated record. Gene Ontology annotation, biological process: regulation of toll-like receptor signaling pathway. The transcript has 2 exons.